AUGGACGGUAUGGUCGUACAAAAUCUGACAGAAGAAGCUGUGAUGAGGAGCGGCGUUCAACUAAUUGAAUUGUCUGCAGAAUGGGUGGUCAUUGAAGAUCGGCUUUUACAUCGUAUUCUCAAGUCUGGUUCCUUAAGAUGUCUUCGGCUUGCAUAUUGCUCUCAGAUUAGCGGUAAUGCAUGGAUUAACAUGGACAAGAAAGCUGUUUUGUCGGAGGAACUUGAAUUAUGCCACUGUUCUUUCUUAGAGAAUAUGGUUGAUAUGCUUAAAAUUGUUCGGAGGUCAUGCCCCCGGCUAAAAUUAUUCCGGUUCAACUGUCGAGGCUACAGGCGUCCGCUUAGAGAGUUUGAUGAUGAGGCACUAGUCAUUGCAGGGAACAUGCCUGUGCUGCUCCAUCUUCAUCUUUUUGGGAAUAAAUUGACCAAUGUGGGCUUGAAGGCCAUUCUCGAUGGCUGGCUGCACCUUGAAUCUCUCGACCUCCGUCAAUGCUUUAACGUUAAUGUAGAAGGGGAUCUACUGAAGAGUUGCAGAGAUAGGCUUAUAACAUUGAGGCUCCCAAAUGACUCCACUGUAGACUAUGAAUUUGAUGCUACAAUCAAUGAUGGCAACAGUGACUAUGAUGAAUGGCGCUAUGACAACCCUCUGGCGCAAAAGAUGCGGUGGUAUCUUUGA
Molecule: messenger RNA, 672 nt
Organism: Papaver somniferum (opium poppy)
Lineage: Eukaryota; Viridiplantae; Streptophyta; Magnoliopsida; Ranunculales; Papaveraceae
Product: putative F-box/LRR-repeat protein 23
Exons: 2
Coding region: 1-672 (223 amino acids)
Source: RefSeq, a predicted model, not a curated record